Molecule: messenger RNA, 3183 nt
Organism: Apodemus sylvaticus (European woodmouse)
Lineage: Eukaryota; Metazoa; Chordata; Mammalia; Rodentia; Muridae
Product: inteferon-activable protein 208-like
Exons: 9
Coding region: 276-2957 (893 amino acids)
Biological process (GO): cellular response to interferon-beta; activation of innate immune response
Molecular function (GO): double-stranded DNA binding
Source: RefSeq, a predicted model, not a curated record
UCCACCCCACAAAAUAGUACAGGAUGAGAUACCCAGUACCUCUCAGUCUGAGUAGUCUGCAGUGACUCAGUCUCAGCUUCUCCCUCUGUAAACACUUCAUUUUCUCAGAAUUUUAGGAGAAAUUCUAAAAGAAUUCUAAAUUCACUUUCUAAAAGAUUUACUAACACACACACACACACACACACUCACACACAAAAUCAGACACUGCUUCCGACCCUGCAAAAGCUGGAUACCACUGAAGAAAUUUCUGAAGAGGCUUAUCCAUUACUUGAGAGAUGGUGAAUCACUACAAGAAAAUUGUUCUUCUGCACGGAUUAGAAUAUAUGAAUGACUAUAACUUUAGAGUACUUAAGUCCUUGCUGAUCCAGGACUUAAAACUGACUAAGAAAAUGCAAGAUGAUUAUGACAGAGUUAAGAUUGCUGACUUAAUGGAUGAAAAGUUCCCAGAGGAUGCUGGAUUGAGCAAACUGAUAGAAGUAUGUGAAUGUAUUCCUGAACUAGGAGAUCGUGUUGAUAUACUUAGAAAAGAGAUGGAGAAAGUUGAAAGUGAAACCAAAAUAAAAUCUGAAUCCAGUACUCUCCCACUUACCUCCGACAUGAUGAAAGUUUGGGAAGUAGCACCAGAUAUGACGACAUCUUCAUCAGAGGAAAGCAUGACAGACACUAUCCCUGAAUCAUGUGACACCAUAACACAGUUUUUGGAGGAAGAGCCUAACUUUCCAGAACUUUCAGCAACCAGCAUGUGCCCAUCUGAGCGUGAACCCGUGACUCCUCAGAAGUUUCCAACAGCAACCUCCAACAGGCUCCAGUCACCCUUGGAACCUCCAGAAAUAUCAUCCACCAUAUUGGCAACAAAGGGAACCCCAACACUUUCUUUUGGUCACCAAGCUACUCUGGAGUUUCCCAAAACAGAGCCCAGCAAUGUCCGGGCCUUUCAGAUGACUCGAGCAAUAAUGACGAAUGAUCAUAAUAGUCCUCAGGUGCCUGCAGCGGAGGCAGUAUUCAGCAGUUUCAGUAAAUCUCAUGUGACCCCAGCAACAGUGCCCAGCAGUGCCCAGACCUCACGAAUGACUCCAGCAGCAAAGACCAGUGGUUGUAAUAGUUCACAGGUGUCUGCAGCAACAGGAUCAAACAGUUACAGUACCCCUCGGGUUACACAGGCAACAGUGCCCAGCAGUGUCCAGUCCCUUUUGAUCCCUCGAGCAGCAUUGCCCAACAGUGCCAAGACCUUUCGACUGACCUCAGCAGCAAUGACCAGUGGUUGUAAUAGUCCUCGGGCAUCUGGAGCAAGAGUACCUGUCCAUUACAGUAACCCUGGGGUGACUCCAGCAACAGUGCCCAGUGGUGCCCAGACCUUGCGACUGAACCCAACAGCAAUGACCAGUGGUUGUAAUAGUCCUCAAGUGUCUGCAACAACAGUAUCCAGCAGUUACAGUAACACUCGGGUGACUCCAGCAACAGUGUCCAGCAGUGCGCAGACCUUGCAAAUGACCCCAGCAGCAAAGACCAGUGGUUUUAAAAGUCCUCAGGUGUCUGCAGCAACAGGAUCCAGCAGUUACAGUAACCCUCGGGUGAUUCCAGCAACCGUGCCCAGUGGUGCCCAGAUCUUGCGACUGACCCCAGCAGCAAUGACCAGUGGUUGUAAUAGUCCUCAAGUGUCUGCAACAACAGGAUCCAGCAGUUACAGUAACACUGGGGUGACUCCAACAACAGUAUCCAGCAGUGCCCAGACCUUUCGAAUGGCCCCAGCAGCGAUGACAGGUAGUUUUAAUAGUCCUCAGGUGUCUGCAGCAACAGGAUCCAGCAGUUACAGUAACCCUCGGGUGACUCCAACAACAGUAUCCAGCAGUGCCCAGACCUUUCGAAUGACCCCAGCAGCAAUGACAGGUAGUUUUAAUAGUCCUCAGGUGUCUGCAGCAACAGGAUCCAGCAGUUACAGUAACCCUCGGGUGAUUCCAGCAACCGUGCCCAGUGGUGCCCAGAUCUUGCGACUGACCCCAGCAGCAAUGACCAGUAGUUUUAAUAGUCCUCAGGUGUCUGCAGCAACAGGAUCCAGCAGUUACAGUAACCCUCAGGUGACUCCAACAACAGUAUCCAGCAGUGCCCAGACCUUUCGAAUGACCCCAGCAGCAAUGACAGGUAGUUUUAAUAGUCCUCAGGUGUCUGCAGCAACAGGAUCCAGCAGUUACAGUAAUUCCCCUCAGGUGUCUUCUGCAACAGUGCCCAGGAGUUUUCCUGCUAUGCCCAUGUCUCCAGCAACACCACUCAAGAAACCAAGACUGAAGAAUAUACCUAGACAACCUUCUGAAGAAGAUGGUCACCAGCAAGGUUCCAAACAAGUGGUGGUGUUGAAAGUAACAGAGCCAUUCACAUAUGACAUGAGAGAAGACAAAAGGAUGUUCCAUGCCACCGUGGCUACUGAGAUUGAGUUCUUCAGAGUGAAGGUGUUUGACACAGCCCUUAAGGAAAAGUUCAUCCCCAAUAAAGUCAUUGUCAUCUCGGAUUAUAUCGGUUACAAUGGGUUUCUAGAGAUAUACAGAGCUUCCUGUGUAUCAGAAGUGAACGAUGGCAAUGUGAUGAAUAUUCCAUCUUCCCUGAGAAAAAGAGCCAAUGAAACACCUAAAAUUAGUACUAUUUGUACCCAAAGAGGAGGAACAUUUGUGAAUGGAACAUUUACAGUGUAUAUGAAAACAGUGAAGAGUGAAUUCAUUUACUAUGGAAUAGAAGAUCGCACGGGAAGGAUGGAAGUGGUGGUCUACGGACAAUUUGCCAAUAUGUACUGUGAGCCUGGGGAUAAACUUAGACUCUUCUGCUUUGAAUUGAGCUCGAGUUUGGAUAAGUGGCAGCUGAGGUCUGUGAGGCACAGUUAUAUGCAGGUCAUCCAGGUGAGGAAGAGAGAGCAUGAACUUCCCAAUCUUCAUGCAAUUAUUGAAACAGCUCAAAACCCCUACUCAUGAAUCCUUGAACCAUGGUAAUAAGGUUGUGCUGAUAAGCUCCAAGUGCAGAAGAAAAAAAAGUUUAUAUGGCAUAUAGUGAAAUAAAAUGCAUGUAAAAUCUAGCUCUUGACCCUAGGAAAUGUGUUCUUUUAAUUUGUUCCUUAUGAAUUUCAGAUUCUCUAUAUUCCAUAUUUUCAUCUGUAUGUGUCAAAAUAUGAAAGAAAGAGUAAUAAACGUUUUAUCUAAA